Molecule: messenger RNA, 1173 nt
Organism: Closterium sp. Naga37s-1
Lineage: Eukaryota; Viridiplantae; Streptophyta; Zygnematophyceae; Desmidiales; Closteriaceae
Source: the annotation of a GenBank genome assembly
AUGGAGGAUUUUAUAGAAGCGAUCUGGCCGCACCUCUUCCCGUCCUGGUUCGAAGCAUUAACCGCGUUCAUAGCCGCCUCGUUUGUAGCCUUUCUCCUAUAUCUCACCCAACCCGAAGGCAGCGCGGAGAAUCCCUCCCCAGACGACGCUUCGGCCGCAUCUGCCGGUGAAACCGGCGUGAAUGGCGGGGGGGAAGAAGAGGAGGCGAACUGGGAGGAGGCAAGCCGACGUGUCAGGGAGCAGCAAGCUCGCGCGUUACUCGCGGCGCCAGAUCCGCUAACCGCCGCUCUCGCAAUCCCGGUGCGCCAGCUGGCAGCCGUGGAUUCGAAGAGAAUGGCCGCGGUUCCGGUGACCGCGCAGCCGCUGCUAGGACUAAGUUCUAAGGAGGUAGCUAAGAAGGGGAUCGGGUCUAGAACGCGACCGAGGCAGGAUAUAAUGCAGUUAGCGGUGGCGACGGGGGUGGGGGGAACUAGUGGAGGAGGGAAAGGAGGGGUGGAGGGAGGAGGAGGGAGGAGAGGAGGAGGCGAUGGGAGAGGAGGAGGGGAUGGGAGAGGUGCGAGUGGGACUUUAGCUGCUUCGACUAGAGCUGCGGCUGGUGCUGUUGCGGCUGCAGCGGGUGGGAACAUCCAAGAGGAAACGCUUAUACCCGUGGCCAUAAUACCCAACCAGUCCCUGUCUUGCGCGGACACGCUUCCCCCUGCGCCAGUCCCCCUCAGCGCAGCAGUCUCCGCUGCCCCCGCUUCCGCCACUGCAGGCGCGGAUGGGGAGGCGGAACGGGGCGCGUUGGGGGGGCAUGUGCGCACAGGAGGGUCCAUGGAAUACCUUUCCCCACUGAAUAAAGGUGCUGCUGCUGCUGCUGCUGGUGACAGAAUCAACGGCCCAGAUUCGACCAGUGGUGUAACUCCUGACACUGGAACAGAGAAGAGGAGGCUGCUAGAGGGGAUCCAACGGUCAGCAUCGGACACGGCAGCGAUCUCAAUCCGAUCAACGGCUGGUGGCGCUGCGUUUUCUGCUGCAAGAACAGGGGGAGCCGCAGGGGGGGAAACAGGGGGGAUUGGAGGAGUAGGUACAAAGGUGGAAGCAGGUGCGGAAAGGGCUGUGUCUCCUGUGGCGCCUCAACCAAUGAUCUACGAAGUGAAAGUCGAUCUGCUAGCAGCCAAGAACCUGCUGUGA